GCAGGGCCCGGUGCUAUUCCCAGGCAUUAUGGGACUCUGGGCUUCUCCUCUUCCCGACAUGCGCUACGGCCCGGAGUCCAGACCCGGAAGUUCCGGGCUGAUUCCUACUGCCAACGAGUCCAGUCAGAGGUGCUCAGGAACCGGAGAGAUGGCUAUGUCCUGCCCGGCGCUGUGCCUCUUCGAUGUGGAUGGGACCCUGACGGCCCCGCGGCAGAAAAUUACCAAGGAAAUGGAUGACUUUCUGCAAAAAUUGAAGCAAAAGACCAAAAUUGGAGUGGUAGGCGGUUCGGACUUUGAGAAGGUACAGGAACAACUGGGAAAUGACGUGGUGGAGAAAUAUGAUUAUGUGUUUCCAGAAAAUGGCUUGGUAGCGUACAAAGAUGGGAAACUCUUAUGUAAACAGAAUAUUCAAGGUCACUUGGGUGAGGCCCUAAUUCAAGAUUUAAUCAACUACUGUCUAAGCUACAUUGCAAAAAUUAAACUCCCAAAGAAAAGAGGUACUUUCAUUGAAUUCCGAAACGGGAUGUUGAAUGUGUCCCCUGUUGGAAGAAGCUGCAGCCAAGAAGAACGCAUUGAGUUCUACGAACUCGAUAAAAAAGAAAAUAUAAGACAAAAAUUCGUAGCGGAUCUGCAGAAGGAGUUUGCAGGAAGAGGCCUCACGUUCUCCAUAGGAGGCCAAAUCAGCUUUGAUGUCUUUCCUGAUGGAUGGGAUAAGAGGUAUUGCCUGAGACACGUGGAAAAUGACGGUUAUAAGACCAUUUACUUCUUCGGAGACAAAACUAUGCCACUUCCAGGGAAAUGGCACCCGAGCUUUUGUCAUAAAAAGCCAUUUCCUUGGCAGGCACUGAAGAGCUGCCCGGCAGCCCAGAGAGCAGUGAGGAGGCGAGGCAGUGGCCCUCACUUUCCCAGGGUGGCAAUGACUACGAGAUCUUCACAGACCCCCGAACUGUGGGCUACACUGUGACAGCGCCCGAGGACACACGCAGGAUCUGUGAAGGGCUCUUUUCUUAAUGCAGAAGAGGAGGGGUCCUGGCCAGGGAGCCUGGAAGGUCACUGGGGAGCAGAGCUGUGGCCCCUCAAGUAUGUGCACAUCAUAGGGACCCCCAUCCCCCAGCCUGCUCUAUGGCAGCUGCUGGGGCAGAAAAAUCACCCCACGUCCCCACCAACUCGUGCCUCUACCUCCAAUGCCAAAGCAGCCAGAAGGGAGAAGACUCGUCAGCGCUCUGGGCUGGAGUAGUAGUUCAACCUUAAAGUGCUUGUCUAGGCCAGGUAUUUAGCUCAGCGGUACUGACACUUCUUGCCUUGCAAGCCCAGGGUCCCGAGUUAAAAAUCCCCUGGUACCAAAAAAAAAAAAAAAAAAGUUGGAAGACCACUACCAACAAAGGACUGUCCAGUCCGAGAUCUGCCUGCUGUCCAUUCAUAGUACACAUGGGUUUAAACUGGCCAUCAUUCUAGAAUAGACGUGCCUUGGCCUCCCUCUCUGUGGGUCUUGUGAAAAUUUAACAGCUGCUAACGUCCAGAUCUCCAUGUUGACACAAAGGAAAAUCUGAUGUUGAGAGAGAAGACAGGCCAUCUGCAGCAACCCUGCCUGAGAGGAGCGACUAGAAGCUGGGGUUGUGAGCUCCAGUGACUGGUGGCACCGAUUCCCAGCCACUUAGA
Molecule: messenger RNA, 1659 nt
Organism: Fukomys damarensis (Damara mole-rat)
Lineage: Eukaryota; Metazoa; Chordata; Mammalia; Rodentia; Bathyergidae
Gene: Pmm2
Product: phosphomannomutase 2
Exons: 9
Coding region: 29-964 (311 amino acids)
Biological process (GO): mannose metabolic process; protein N-linked glycosylation; GDP-mannose biosynthetic process
Cellular component (GO): cytosol
Molecular function (GO): phosphomannomutase activity
Source: RefSeq, a predicted model, not a curated record